Saccharomycopsis crataegensis is the source of this 612-nucleotide messenger RNA. RefSeq names its product Rab family GTPase YPT1 (gene YPT1). Gene Ontology annotation, biological process: vesicle-mediated transport. The transcript has a single exon. The record is from RefSeq and is a predicted model, not a curated record. Gene Ontology annotation, molecular function: GTP binding; GTPase activity. NCBI's taxonomy places the organism in Eukaryota, Fungi, Ascomycota, Saccharomycetes, Ascoideales, Saccharomycopsidaceae. Bases 1 to 612 code for a protein of 203 amino acids.
AUGAACAGUGACUACGAUUAUCUUUUCAAGCUUUUACUUAUCGGUGACUCCGGUGUUGGUAAAUCCUGUCUUCUUUUGCGUUUUGCCGACGACACUUACACUCAGGAUUACAUCUCGACCAUUGGGGUUGAUUUCAAGAUUAGAACCGUCGAACUCGACGGUAAAACCAUUAAAUUGCAAAUCUGGGAUACUGCAGGUCAAGAACGUUUCAGAACUAUCACUUCAUCAUACUACAGAGGCGCACAUGGUAUCAUUAUUGUUUACGAUGUCACCGAUCACGAAUCCUUCAAUAAUGUCAAACAAUGGUUACAAGAAAUCGAUCGUUAUGCCACUGGUGGGGUGAUGAAAUUGUUGGUCGGUAACAAGUCUGAUUUGACCGAUAAGAAGGUUGUUGAUUUCGCCCAAGCCAAGGAAUUUGCCGAUGCCUUGGAUAUCCCAAUUCUUGAAACUUCUGCUUUGAAUUCUAAUAACGUUGAACAAGCAUUCUUGACCAUGGCAAGACAAAUCAAGGCCCAAAUGGCCACUAGUAAUACUGCAGUCGGUAGUGAUAAGGGGAAAUUGAACAUCAAUAGUCAAUCUAUCGGGGCAAGUCAAAGCAACGGUUGUUGUUAA